Messenger RNA from Trachemys scripta elegans, 1104 nucleotides. It is a transcript of the gene TMEM14A, whose product is annotated as transmembrane protein 14A. The record is from RefSeq and is a predicted model, not a curated record. The transcript is spliced from 5 exons. The coding region runs from base 172 to 477 and encodes 101 amino acids. Lineage: Eukaryota; Metazoa; Chordata; Testudines; Emydidae. Gene Ontology annotation, cellular component: mitochondrial membrane. Gene Ontology annotation, biological process: regulation of heme biosynthetic process.
GCGAGGCCUGGAAGUGUUGUUAGCAGGCUCGCUCCGGUGCACGCCCCGGGGCCCUCCCACAGGCAGGGGCAGCGGCUCCGGCUCCGGCUCAGCUGCAGCAGGAGGCGCGCGGAGGAGAGUGUAGAGGGCGCUGGAGGCUGGAGCCGGGGAGGUCUGUUAAGAUUUGUGAUCAUGGCGAUUGACUGGAUUGGUUUUGGUUAUGCGAUAGUGGUGGCUCUUGGCGGUGUUGUAGGAUAUACUCGCAAAGGAAGUAUAGUCUCUUUGGCUGCUGGUCUCUUCUUUGGUUUGAUGUCUGGUUAUGGAGCGUAUUGUGUAACACAUGACUCCAAAGAUGUGAAGAUAUCAUUUUUUUCAGCUUUUAUACUGACCAUUGUAAUGGGAAUGAGGUUCAAGAGGUCCAAGAAACUAAUUCCAGGUGGACUAAUAGCUGGUUUAAGCCUUUUGAUGAUUUUGAGAUUGGUUUUUCUGCUGCUGUAAGAGACAACAGCAACUAAGGACUGAAGUACGAAUAUCAUUUCCCUUCAACAAGCAGACAAGCUCUUUGUACUUGAAGUAUGUCUGUCUUUUUUUGUUGUUUUUUGUAUUUUUUCACUGUAAAAGUUAAUACAUCUGAAAUUUAAUUCCUCAAAGUUCUUUGAUAUGUUGAAAGCUUUUUUAAUUAAACAAGAAGGUUUUUGAUAGUUUCUUUCUUGUAUCGUUUUCAUUUAAGCAAUUUAUUGGCUGGAUUUUUUUUUCCAGAGGUGCUAAGAGGGCCAUAGCACCACUAAGAAAUCAGUGGAUGUUAGAAAUGUUCUGCAUCUUUGAAACCCGAGCUAUGUAUGGAUGUGUCACUAAACUAAAAAGGGGAUAGUAUUAAACCAUAAUCUUGUAAGCGUCUAAUAUCAGGUAAUCAAUAGAAGCUCAAUGUAACAUGCAAACUAACAUCUUGUCAGUACUAAUCAUGUAAUGCACUGUGUUUUAUCAAAAUCACUAACAGAUAUGGGUAUAUGCUUGUGCUCCAUAUUGCACUAGAAUAUAUUUUGUUUCUAAACAUGUAAAUAUCUCCUUCCAGGGGCUAAAAAAUGUAUAAAUUGUUUCCAGUAAUCAAAUAAAAGAUGGAACAUA